Sphaeroforma arctica JP610 is the source of this 906-nucleotide messenger RNA. RefSeq lists its product as hypothetical. The transcript has a single exon. Lineage: Eukaryota; Ichthyosporea; Ichthyophonida. The coding region runs from base 1 to 906 and encodes 301 amino acids. The record is from RefSeq and is a predicted model, not a curated record.
AUGAAAGGAAAUUGUGUUGUAAGCGAGAACAUCGAUGACUUGAAGAAGAUGAGACUCAAUCACGUGCUGUGGAGAUGCAUCAAACGUGCGACGGAUCACUGUAUGAAUCAGGUGAAAAAUUUCAAAGCUAAAAGACUUGAGCCACAAAACAAAACAAAAGAUCGCAUAGCAGUUGAAAUACUCGAUAGCACAGAUGAAAAAGUAGAAUCUGACAUAACUGAAGCAGAAGACGCCGAAUCAGACACAGCGGAAGCAGCAGAUGCAGCAGAUACCGGAUUAGACUCGGUAGAAGCAGUGGAACCACAGGACGAUUACAGUGAAGUGGCAAAAGAACUAGACCUGGAGUUAGAAGCGACGGACAUACCUGCGUCCAACAUACCUGCUGCCAAGCCUGUCAAUGACGAUUCUGGCGAAGAACACGAUGAGGAUAUAUUGGAAGAUGUGGUAGAUCCGAAAAAGAUGACUGUUGCUAAGAAGAAGGUGACCGUUGGGACAAAAGCACCUGCCAAGAAGACUGCCAGUACAAAAGCACCCGCCAAGAAGACAUCUGUGACUAAGACUGUGGCUACAAAGACUGUGACUAGGACAAAGAAGAAGACUGCUAUGAAUGCAGUGGCGAAGAAGAAGCCCUCCGGCACGACUGUGCUGCCGACUGCGAAGAAGGCUACAGCUUCAAAGACGGCGUCACCUGUGAUUGAAAAAGCCUUGACUACAACUCCGCCGGAAACAUCACAAUCUACUGAAGCAGUUGCAACAGAGCCCGCGAUCACAAUGGAUACUACACCUGCACCAUCAGGUACUGCGAUAGAGGUACCACUUGCAAAGACAAACGCUGCGACAGAGGCUACACCUGUAGCCACUGACUCUUCCACAGAUACGCAGAGGAGCAGCACACAGCAGCGAUGA